UUUUCUGCAGCAAAAUGCGUUAGCAAAUUAAAUCAGAAAAAUAAAUUAGCCGCGGUUCUAUUCUGCCAAAUGCAUAUGCUUCAGUGUCGAAAUAUUAACCUCUGCAUUUAAGCAAAAUCCGUAAAUCAAGAAUAAAAUAUAUUCUAGAACGGGCUGAUUACAAAAAUAAGAUUCCAUAAAUGGAAGUACGUAUAUGCAUAGCCUGAGGCAACUGAGGAAAUCGAUGCGGUGUCUGAAUGGUUUUCUUUUAAUGUAGUUUGAGCAACUAUGGACGCAAACUCAGUAUUCCGUAAAUGAUGGAACGAAAGUUGUAGGCUGUUCAUCAGCGAAGAACGGUUGUCGGGAUCUUCACUUCCGUAAACGCUCGGUUGCUUCAGUAUCAAUAAUUGUUGAACUUCUUCUGGCGGUUUACAGAAGCGAAAAAAGAGAAGAUAACGGGCAUGAUGGGGAAACUUGCUCUACUGACUGUUAUUCUUGACGUUUAUGCACAGAUAAAAGCUCUUCCUCCAGAAUGUGAUCCUUAUAUUAUUCUUCUCAAAGAAGAGGAAAACUGCCAUAAGGAGUUGUGGAAACACAACACAUCAAUCUCUGUCGAUUUCCAAACAGGAUGCAAAGGGAUGUGGGACCAUCUUAACUGUUGGCCCUAUGCAAACAUAGGGGAGACCAUAUCACAGCCCUGUCCAACAUUCCUCCACACCAAUGGGGAGGUUUUUAGGAACUGCACUACCCAGGGCUGGACAGAACCCUACCCACCGCAUGAGAUAGCCUGUGAAUAUGCCUUCAAUGACAACUUCACCUUUCUUGGGGAAGUUCACAGCCAUCUCUAUUUUCUCUAUGUGAAGACCAUGUACACAGUGGGCUAUGCCAUCUCCCUCAUGUCCCUGAGCAUUGCCAUAGUAAUACUUUGUGUGUUUAGGAAGCUACACUGUACGCGUAACUACAUUCACAUCCAGUUGUUCCUGUCCUUCAUCUUACGUGCAGCUUUCAUCUUUAUCAAGGACUCGGUCCUUUUUUCUAAAGAAGACUUUUACCACUGCAACUACUAUCCUGUAGGCUGCAAGCUUGUCUUGCUGUCAUCACACUACUGCAUCAUGGCCAACUACAGCUGGUUGUUGGUAGAGGGUCACUACCUUCACACUCUAGUCUAUGUCUCAUUCUUCUCCAGGAGAUUGUACUUUUGGUUGUACAUGACCCUAGGCUGGGGGUCACCGGCAGUCAUCAUAGUUGCCUGGGGCUUGGCAAAAUACUUCUAUGAAGAUGAAGGAUGUUGGGAAACCAGGAAACACACCUGGAUCUGGUGGAUUCUCAGAGUCCCUGUCCUCCUGUUCAUCAUUAUUAAUUUGUUGUUUUUCAUUAGUAUUACAAGAACACUAGUAGGAAAACUCAGGACCCCAGAUGUGCGUGGGAAUGAGUACAAUCAGUAUAAAAAGCUUGCCAAGUCAACCUUCCUCCUUGUGUCCCUCUUUGGUUUGCAAUACAUUCUCUUUGCAUUCUUCCCUGAGAAAGUCAGCGACUUAACAUACAAGAUAUGGAACUUUGUGGAACUUGCCCUUGCAUCUACCCAGGGCUUUGUUGUUGCAAUUCUGUAUUGUUUUUUAAAUGGAGAGGUGCAACACGAGUUCCAGAGGAAGUGGAGAAGAUGGAGGUUGAUGCAGUCACGUCAAGGAGGCAGGCAGUAUAAUUAUUCCCUUAGCCAAAGCGGUACCCCCCUCACACAAGUGUCUCUGCUAACUCGAGGUCCUGCUGCCAGUCAGUCCUAGUAUGAAAAAUACACCUUGUGUUAGCCUGAAAAGCCAUCACACAAAGUUCUGAAAACUGGUAGACAUUGAAACAAUCUCCUUCUAUUAGGGAUGUAACAAUACACUCAACUCACGAUUCGAUAAGAUUCACGAUUCUCUCACAAUUUUUUAACAGAAUGAGCUGCAGGCAAAUUUAUUAAAAAAUAUUCCUUUAAUUAACUUUCUAAACUAUGCAAAA
Molecule: messenger RNA, 1977 nt
Organism: Paramormyrops kingsleyae
Lineage: Eukaryota; Metazoa; Chordata; Actinopteri; Osteoglossiformes; Mormyridae
Gene: sctr
Product: secretin receptor
Biological process (GO): adenylate cyclase-modulating G protein-coupled receptor signaling pathway; cell surface receptor signaling pathway
Cellular component (GO): plasma membrane
Molecular function (GO): G protein-coupled peptide receptor activity; peptide hormone binding; secretin receptor activity
Source: RefSeq, a predicted model, not a curated record